AUGCCAGGAAGACCAAAGAAGUAUCAGAGGAAGAUGGGAACAGAUGAGAUCAAUGGAAAACAUGUUAGUGAGCAAUCUAAAAAUGAUGCUACACCUAAUCAGGUGAGAUUGAGCAAGAAAGGUGUGACAAUGAGAUGUUCAAUCUGCAAGCAACCAAACCACAAUUCAAGGGGUUGCCACAAAAAUAAGAGAAAUGAUGUGCCUGCUCCAGUUCAAACAGAAUCAACUGCAAAGAAGAGAAAGAGAAAGAGUCCUAGCAAAUCCAACUUUGAAGGGAAUGAUUUGCAGAGCAUAAGGAAGAGUCCUAGACUGAAGGAGAAAGCCCAAAGAGUUGAAGGAGUCUCAGAGAUAAGGCCACAAAAGGAAAAAAGCAUCAAAGCUGGAGGAUCCUCACAAGAGCCAGCAAAAAAGGGUAAACACAACAAAGUUGGAGAAUCCUCACAAAAUCCAGGAAAUGGAAAAGGAAAAGAAAUAGUCAUUGCUGGAAAUGAUGGUGUCAAAGCUAAGUUGCCAGUGAAAAGGAGCUUGAGGCUACAAGGUCUUGUUGGUGAAAAGCCACAAGCUCUUACACAACCUGUUAGGCCACAAGGAAGGAGCAGCAUGCUUGAUGGUGUGAGAUUUUCCACAAGAAAAAGGGUUGCAUACUCUCAAGACUAG
Striga asiatica is the source of this 657-nucleotide messenger RNA. The record is from the annotation of a GenBank genome assembly. NCBI's taxonomy places the organism in Eukaryota, Viridiplantae, Streptophyta, Magnoliopsida, Lamiales, Orobanchaceae.